Messenger RNA from Etheostoma cragini (Arkansas darter), 2753 nucleotides. RefSeq names its product von Willebrand factor A domain-containing protein 7-like. The record is from RefSeq and is a predicted model, not a curated record. Lineage: Eukaryota; Metazoa; Chordata; Actinopteri; Perciformes; Percidae. Bases 357 to 2753 code for a protein of 798 amino acids. The transcript is spliced from 17 exons.
CACUAACUUCAUCAGACUCUUCUCCAAGUGCUUCAUCUCAUAGCUUGCUUCUUAUUUUUCCUACUGAGGAGCUGGAAAGAAACAAGAGCCCAAGGACAGACAAAAAGACUCAAUAAUAGUUUUGUUACAAAAACAGAAAUGCUGUGAGACUCCGUUGUUUCCACCGCUGACAGGUUUGGUAAUAGUCUACGUGAUCAUAUGAAGUGGUGUGGUGUUUUGCACGUACAUGUGUGGUGUUCUGCACAUACAGGACUGCAACAUCUCUGCUGAAAGCUGUGGCAUCUGAACGAAAUAUAAGGAAAAGAAGUCCACGCUGAUGAACUAAGGUCAUUACCUUCUCACUCCAUCUCUGAAGCAUGACAAAACCAAGCAGAGGAAGACUUUGGGAAGUGGGUUUUUUUCUCGCUUACCUUCUCUUCCUGGCUUUACCCUGCAUGGGCUUCCUCCCCAACUUUUGGUCUCGCGUGUUAACGCUGUCCUGGGGCUCACACACACACCAGUACAUCACAGAGCGGGCUAUUGUCAAUGUCACCCUGGAGACUCUGAGGGGCACCAAGAAACACCAGGGAAACCAUGCAGAGGAACAGACCAAACUGGGCCGUGGCUUCUGGAGAGCUGUGGGAGAGGUAGUGAAGUCCAACGCGGCUAUGGACUUCCUGAGCUCCACCAGGUCCAACCCAGUGUACCACUUUGAUUCAGAUCAUGUGGACAGCGCCAUUGGGAUGUUACGGCAGAUCUGGACUCAGACUCUGCUCUCAGUACGGGCCAAAGAAUACCAAAGUGCUCGUCACAGCUUGGGCCAGCUAUUUCACUCCCUGCAGGACUUCUAUAGCCACAGUAACUGGGUUGAGAUGGGCCAGCGCUUCAUUUACCUCCACCUGCUGCACCCAGAGGAGCCCGCCAUCCCUGUUGCUGGAGUAGACACUCCUACCUGUAUGGAGUGCUUCAGUGCCACCUGUCGAAACAACCUCCUGCCAAGAAUGACAAACAGACAGCAAGACACCCAGUUGCUCACCACUGGCUACUUCGGCACUUCUCCUCCAAAACCUCAAGGCAAAUGUAGUCAUGGAGGUAUUUUGGACAGUAGUCGCUAUAAAGGGGCUAAAGGGGGAAUCAACAAGGACAGCACCUCACCUCUCUUCUCCCCUCACCAUUAUCUCCAUGUGGAAGCUGCAAAUUUGGCAACUGAAGCCACUCUGAGUGUACUGAGAGACAUCAGAGACACAGUGGGCCAUAAAACCUUUCUCAGGCUCUUCAGUGUGAAGCAGGACCCUGCAUUGGUAUUUGUCAUGGACACUACAGGCAGCAUGUUUGAGGAGAUCACUGCGGCUCGCUACAGGGCCCACUCCAUCAUCCAGAGCCGAGCCGGCAGCACUGGGCAGCCUGGCACCUUUCUACUUGUGCCCUUCCAUGACCCAGAGGUAGGACCAGUGUAUGAGACCGAUGACCCAAACCAGUUUAUGCAGCACAUGGAGAACCUGAUGGCGCUGGGGGGAGGAGAUGAACCAGAGAUGUGCCUCUCUGCGGUGCAGCUGGCGCUCACUCACAGUCCACCACUGUCAGAGAUCUUUGUAUUCACUGAUGCCUCCCCUAAAGAUGCCCAUUUGUUUGAUGUGGUGAAGGCCCUUACACUUGAGAAACAGAGCAAGGUGACUUUUCUCCUAACUGAAGACCCCAACUGCACAUCAGAGAGCAAAAGGAAGAGGAGGAGUAGGAGGAACAGGAGAAGGAGUGAACCUUUGUCCCCUGAUCGUUUCUCUCUCUACGCUUCCCUGUCCUCCCUGUCAGGAGGAAUGACAAUAUUCACCACCAACUCUGACAUCCGUGGGGUCUCUACGAUAGUGGAGGAUAACACAGCUGCUAAAAAGGUGACCCUCCUCCAUGCGAAAAGUGACCAAGAGCUGAUGUCCUCCCAUUUCUUCAGAGUUGACAGCUCAGUCAAAAACAUCACACUACAUGUUACUGGCAUCCUGACAGAGUUUAUCCUUAUGAGUCCAUCAGAACAAAGUCAGUCUCUGCUGAGCGAGGAGGGCUCUCUGGCAAAAUUGGAGCGCUUUAAGGGUCUGUACCGCAUCAGCCUGCUUUCUCCUAUACAGCCAGGCCAGUGGAAACUCCAAGCCAAAAAUGAUGGACACCUCACAAUCAAUGUGAUAGGUGACAGCAGUGUAGAUUUCCUGUAUUACUUUGCAACAGUUCAAAAUGAGACACACCCAGGUCUGGCCAGAGUGGAGGGUAGUCCAGUAGCAGGUGUUCCUGUCUUUCUGGUGCUGGCUGUGACAGGCCUGGAUCCGGAUGAGGAGGUAUCUUUCAGUCAUGUGACACUUCUGGGAGCUGAUAGGGAGAGCCUCCAGCAAGUUACGCUGAACUCGUCCUCCUUUUCAUCAUCCUAUUCUGUAGUGGAGCUGGUGGGAUGGGUGGAGGUUGUUCCCAGUGUUCCCUUUUGUGUUCAACUAACAGGCCGAGACAGCCGAGGAAACAAGAUGGAGAGGGUUUCCUCGGAGAUGGUUCAGUCCACUUACGUUCAGAUACAGGUGCUGUCGGUCCCUCACCUGGUCCCUGGUCACAGCACAAUGGUGGACUUUGACGUCCUGAACCAUGGCCCUGCCCGACCAUUCAGUCUGCGUGCCGAUGAUGACUGUGGAUAUCUUCCCAAGAGAGGACCUCACAGGUUCUAUGUUGACGAACAAGGGUCUUUCCGCGGUCAGGUGGACUUCCUCACUCCUGCCACAGCUCAGUCAGGAGCUACUAUUUAA